ACAUUUGCAAUUUCAGUGCGUUUUGACCAGUUUUAAUUCGUAAAAUAGCGUAAAACGUCGUCCGAAUACGUUUGCGUACUGUGUCAGCGAACGGAACAGCCGUUGCUAAUUUUCCGUGAUCCACGGGCGCCAAUUUGCACUAUCGAUAGUUGAGCGCGAGGAACAAUCGUUGACCCGACCGCCGAUGGCUGCCCCCGUUCCCCGUAGAUCUAUCACGUCCCGUGAGUGCUUUAUUUACAUCUAGUUUUGUUGUCGAAAAUUAUAUUUCCCGUGCUCGAAUUCGCUGUUAAUUCGUCGCGUUAACCGUACCGAACCGUCACAAAUCGUCGGCGUACCGCGCAACGUGUCCAGGGACGCAUUCCAACGGGCCGCCGAAGUGUAUACCGUUGCCGCUUAUCGGCCGCAAACAUCGGCUCGGAUCACGUUAAUCUCGGACACGGUUUAUUCUUCUACAUUUGGCUGACACAACAAACAUGUUUUGACCUGAAUUAUGUAAUCGGCUUCAAUUAGAAUUUUUAUUGAACUACCAAUCAGUUGUUGAAAAAUUUGAAGUAUGCAAAAACCAAGGUGAUAGAUACAAAUGAAAUCUUCAAUAAUCAGUCUCCGACAGCUUGUGAAAUGGCUAGUAUUAAUAUAUGGUUGUAUAUCACAUACUGCUUAAUUAUGUGACUACGAAUUCUGUUAAUUCUGUAUAACUCAAUUUGAGUUUUUAAAAAUAUAACAUAUUAUGUGACAGGUUUAGGAUAUAGUGCAAUUUUUCUCAAUAUGUAAAUGUUGUUACUAGUAAUUAUUUACUAGUUAUUAUAAAUUUUUAAAUUCUAAAAUUAAAUAUGGCUGACCUCAUGGUGGAUAGUCCUCCAAACAAAAAGCCGAAGUUGGAAGAUCCAUUCCAAGGAUCUUCAGACUCGUCUGGUGUUUAUUCCAGCAAUGAGAUGUUUGAUCUCGAGAAUGAACUCCCCGAUGAGCUUAUUAGUGCAGCAUCUUGGAACCAACAACCUGAUAUUAAGCAAAAUCUUGGUCCUCAGUUGCCAUUGCAAAAUGGUAUGCUUGUUCCACAAAAUAAUCCUCAGCAGCAACUUCAACAACCUAAUAUUCAUCAACGAUUAGUUGUGAGUCAACAACAAUUGGCACACCAUUUUAUGGGUUCCAAACAUCUUGUAUCUGGUGCUGGAAUGUCUAUGAACAAACCAAUAAAUCCCAAUAUGCCAUCACCUAAUGUUUUGGUCAGUAAAACUGGAGAACCAAUGGUUGUCAAUAUGGGGAAUACAGGCCUUAAUUCCAAUCAAUUACAAAAUAGUAUUGGAAUGCCAAAUGUGAAUAUUAUGAUGGGAAAUAAUUUGGUUAAUAAUUCUAUGCAUAAUCCUCACCAUGGUAUACCUCAGCAACAACAAAAUGGUCCUAUGAUGGGAAGAAAUAUUGCAAUGCAUCAUCAACAACAAAUCCGUAAUCAGACUCACCAACUUCAUAAUUUGCCAAUGAAUACUCAGCAGAGGUUACCAGCUCCAAUGGGUGCAAUGAGUCCAGUAAAUAACUUCAAUGCAUACAACCAAAAUAAUCAACAAAUUAAUGUAGUUCAACAGCAACCUAUUGGUAUUGUACGGCAACCUGUGCCAAGAUUCAACGCCAACACAAAUGGAAUGUUGGUAGAAAAUUCGGUUCCACCUCAGCCUCAAGCAAAUAUUCGCCUAGGACAACAACAAGUUAAUAUGGCUAAUCCAAAUGUAGUUGUACCACCUCAAGGAGUACCUGCUGAUCGAAGUCAAGCUAAUCCAGAAAAAAGGAAAAUGAUAACCCAACAACUUGUAUUAUUAUUACACGCACAUCAAUGUCAGAGACGAGAUAAUCAGGCUAAUGGUGAAGUAAGACAAUGUCGUUUGCAACAUUGUAAUACAAUGAAAGGAGUACUAGCACAUAUGACAAAUUGUUUAGCUGGCCGAAAUUGUAAUGUAGCUCACUGUUCAUCAUCUAGACAAAUAAUAUCACAUUGGAAACAAUGUACUAGACCAGAUUGCCCAAUUUGUCAACCAUUAAAAGCAUCAUCAAACAAUCGCAAUGCUUUAGCCAAUAAUACAACUCAAAAUACUACUGGAAUGAAUGAAAUUAAUUGUUAUAAUACUGUUAAUAAUCAAGUAAAUCAAGUACCGGGAGUUCCAAAUAAUGUUGGUAUAAGGACAACUCUACAAUCUCAAAUUUCACAUCCUCCUAAUAACAAUGUUUUAACACCUAAUCAAAACACACGAGUAUUAGUUCCGCAUUCACAACCUCAAGCAACAACUACAAUGAAUACUGAUCCCGGAACGAGUUCUGUAAAUGAUAUGCUUCAGUCUGUUUCUAACACAACUGUACAAGCUCCAUCCAACAUUCAACAACCUGUGACAAAUAUACCAAAUUCUUUCAUAAUGACAACUAGUACUGAUACUAUGACUACUCAGAUGAACAAUCAAGCACAACCAAGUCAGUCAAUUCCAGGAAAUCAUAUUGAAAGUAAAGAAUGGCAUGAGUCUAUUACUCCUGAAUUGCGAAAUCAUUUAGUACAUAAAUUAGUACAAGCAAUUUUCCCUACUUAUGAUCCAAAAGCAAUGCUUGACAAACGUAUGAAUAAUUUAGUGGCUUAUGCUAGAAAAGUAGAAGGUGAUAUGUAUAAUGUCGCUAAUUCUAGGUCAGAAUACUAUCAUCGUUUAGCCCAAACAUUUUAUAAAAUUCAGAAAGAAUUGGAAGAAAAAAUGCAAAAGCGGAAAGAACAACAACAAAUGCAACAACAGCAAAUGGGAGCUCAGCAACAGACUAAUAAUAUUAACACACAGUGCUUCCCAACUACUCAAGGACUGCCUACACCACAGCAACAGCAAACACAACCACAGCAACAACAUACUUUACUUCAUACUUCAAUUCAACCAAAUCAGCAAAACUUGCCCCAACAGCAAGUAGUAACGACAUCUGGCAUAAUGAAGACACAAUUAUCGGACAGGGUACAUUUUCCAAUUACUUCACCUGUACCUGGACCCAGUCCAAAUACAAACUUACCCCAAACUACUUUUGGUUUGACUCAACCACCUGCCCAAAGUCCAAUCAACACUAGUCAGUUCCCAUCUAACUCACAAAUGAUACCAAACAUAUCUCAAGCUUCAUUCGCUCAACCUCAAUUCACAAAUCAAUCAAUGAAUCAAAUACCUCAACAACUACAUUUACAGCAACAACAACAACAACAACAACAACAACAGCAGCAACAACAACAAGUACAACAGCAACAAGUGCAACAACAACACUUGAAUAAUCAAAUGUUACAACCAAAUAGGCUUAACCAAAUUAAUAUGGAUAAAAUGGUUAAUGGACCUAGUUUGAUAACUACCAGCUCUAUGGCAUCAACUCAAAAUGUACCGGCAAUGAUGCAGAACAGCAUGGGUAAAGGAUAUCCAAGAUCUGAACCAUCAUCAAUUAGUCAUUCAAGUCAAAUGAAUGCUAUCGCUGCUUCGGCUUUAGCACAAGAUGAUUCUCCCAAAGAUGUUAAAGGUGAAAUAAAAGAAGAGUAUGAUGACAGUAAUGAUGGUAAAGGAGCUUAUGGUAAGGGUAAAAUGAACUCUGAAACACCAUCAGACUCUGUGAAGUCUGAAAUGAAACAAGAACGUGAUGAUAAUGCUUCAAGUUCAAUAAAAAUGGAAAUCAAAAUCAAAGAUGAACCAAUGAGUCCCAAACCAAACAUCACAACAGAUAUUAAACCUUUUGAACCAACUCCAUCAGACAGUAAAACAGCCAUAAAAAAAUGUGUAUUUAGACCUGAUGAACUUCGACAAGCAUUAAUGCCCACUCUUGAAAAACUAUAUAAACAAGAACCAGAAUCAGAUCCUUUUAAACAACCUGUUGAUCCUCAAGCACUUAAUAUACCAGACUAUUUUAUUAUUAUUAAAAAACCAAUGGAUUUAUCUACAAUUAGAGAAAAACUUAAUACUGGUCAGUAUUCAGACCCUUGGAGUUAUGUUGAUGAUGUUUGGUUAAUGUUUGAAAAUGCUUGGCAUUACAACAAAAAAUCUACUAAAGUUUAUAAAUCUUGUACAAAACUUUCAGAAGUUUUUGAACAAGAAAUUUACCCAGUCAUGAGAAGUCUUGGUUAUUGUUGUGGUCGUAAGUACACAUUCAAUCCACAAGUACUUUGUUGCUUUGGCAAGCAACUGUGUACUAUUCCAAGAGAUGCCAAAUAUUUCAGUUUUGAAAACAGGUACAUUUACUGUGUUAAAUGUUUUAAUGAUAUACCUGGUGAUGCUGUGACAUUGGGUGAAGAUCCUACUCAAGCUCAACAAGUGAUUAAAAAAGAACAAUUUAUGGAAAUGAAAAAUGAUCAUCUAGAAUUAGAACCAUUUAUAAUGUGCACUCACUGUGGUAGAAAACUACAUCAAAUAUGUGUUCUUCAUAACGAAAAUAUAAAUCCACAAGGAUAUGUUUGUGAUAACUGUCUAAAAAAACGUGGCGAAAAACGGAAAGAAAAUAAAUUCAAUGCUAAAAAAUUGGCUAUAACAAAAUUAGGUACAUAUAUUGAAACAAGAGUGAAUAACUUCCUAAAGAAAAAAGAAGCCGGUGCUGGUGAAGUUGCUAUACGUGUUGUAUCUAGUUCAGAUAAAAUAGUUGAAGUGAAACCAGGUAUGCGAAGUCGUUUUGUAGAAAGUGGAGAAAUGAUAGGAGAGUUCCCUUAUAGGGCUAAGGCUCUUUAUGCAUUUGAAGAAAUUGAUGGAACUGAUGUUUGUUUCUUUGGUAUGCAUGUCCAAGAGUAUGGGUCUGAAGCUCCAUCACCAAAUACAAGAAGAGUUUAUAUUGCAUAUUUAGAUUCUGUUAACUUUUUUAGACCAAAACAGUAUAGAACAUAUGUUUAUCAUGAAAUAUUACUUGGUUACCUUGAUUAUGUAAAACAAUUAGGAUAUACUAUGGCUCAUAUUUGGGCUUGUCCUCCAUCUGAAGGAGAUGAUUACAUAUUCCACUGUCAUCCACCUGAACAAAAAAUACCAAAACCAAAACGAUUACAAGAAUGGUAUAAGAAAAUGCUAGAUAAGGGUAUAAUUGAACGGAUAAUUCUUGACUAUAAAGAUAUUUUGAAGCAAGCUAUUGAAGAUAAAUUAAGUUCAGCUGCUGAAUUACCUUAUUUUGAAGGUGAUUUUUGGCCUAAUGCAUUAGAAGAUAGUAUUAAAGAACUUGAUCAAGAAGAAGAACAAAAGAGGAAACUUGCUGAAGUUGAAGAGUCUGUUGAAAUGUGUGUAAGUGAUGAAGUAGAAAUUGGGCCUGAUGGAAAGAAAAAAGGAUUGCAGAAGGCCAAAAAAUCUAACAAAUCUAAGUCAAGCCAGAGAAAAAGUAGUUCAAAGAAAACUAUGUUACCUCAAACGAGCAGUGACCUUUCAGCCAAAAUUUUUGAUAAUAUGGAUAAACAUAAAGAAGUUUUCUUUGUAAUUAGAUUACACAGUGUACAAUCUGCAGCUGCUCUGGGAGGAAUACAAGAUCCGGAUCCCUUAAUAAGCUGUGAUUUAAUGGAUGGAAGAGAUGCAUUUUUAACUAUGGCCCGAGAAAAACAUUAUGAAUUUUCAUCACUUAGAAGAGCCAAGUUCUCUUCUAUGGCUAUGUUAUAUGAACUUCAUAACCAAGGGCAAGACAAGUUUGUUUACACUUGUAAUAGUUGUAAAGCACAUGUAGAAACCAGAUAUCACUGUACUGUUUGUGAUGAUUUUGAUUUAUGUAUUACUUGUUAUGAGAAAGAAAAACAUCCUCACAACAUGGAGAAACUUGGUCUCGAUUUGGAUGAUGGAUCAUCUCCUGGUGACCAAAAACAAGCAGAUCCUCAAGAGGCAAGAAAAUUAUCCAUUCGUCGGUGUAUUUUAUCACUUGUACAUGCUUGCCAAUGUAGAGAUGCAAAUUGUCGCUUGGCAAGUUGUCAACGUAUGAAAAGGGUUGUACAACAUGUUAAACUCUGUAAAAUUAAAUCCAAUGGGAAUUGUCCUAUUUGUAAACAAUAUAUUGCCUUAUGUUUCCAUCAUGCUAAAUAUUGUACCGAAGGCAAAUGUCCAGUGCUGUUCUGUCCGAAUAUGAAACACAAGAUUAAACAACAACAACUACAACAGAGAUUACAACAAGCACAAUUGCUACGAAGGCGUAUGGCUAUUAUGAAUACAGGUACUUUAGGGACAGAAAACACUGCUCCUGUUGUAGCUUCACCACAUAUGGCCAAUCAACCAAAAAUGAUACCUCACAAAGGGCCAGUAAUGGUUCCAGGAAAACAAACACCUCCUGCUAAUGUUUUACAAGUAGUGAAACAAGUACAAGAAGAAGCGGCUCGUCAACAUGAUAAUGUUGGAUAUGGAAAAGGUGGUCCUCAACCACAAAUUCAACGGCCGCUCAUGCAUAUUGCCCCACCUGCUCCACAACAAGUCAAUCAAUGGGUUACUGAUCCUAAUUACAGUCAAAUGAUAAUGCAGCAGCAGCAGCAGCAGCAACAACAACAACAAGUGCAACAACAACAGCAACAAGUGCAACAACAGCAACAAGUACAACAACAGAGACAAAUGAACAUACAACCUCAACAACAAAUGAUACUUAAUAACCAACAAAAUCCAAUGCUUCAACAACAAGUUAUGGCUGUUAGACCUCAAGGGUAUCAACAAAAUCCUAAUCAACCACAGAAUCAAUCUUUGCAACAGUUACUUAAUGCAUUGCGCACUAACAAUGAUAGUCAACCUGAACAGCAACAACGCCUUAGAGAGUUAUUGAGGAGUAAUCCACAGCUGUUGGCUCAAUUCAUCAGAAACCAACGGCAAAGGCAAAUGUUCCAACAACAGCAACAGCAACAAGGUGGUACUAUUGCUCCUCCAAUGUAUCCUCAACAAAUGCAAGGACAACAACAGCCUGGGCCACAGGGCCCUAACCAGCCUCAAUCAAAUAUGCAAAACCGAAUGCACUUAUAAAGUGAACAAUUUUGAGCUUAUUUAUAAUAAUGGUAUUGUUUUUGUUGUGUACAUUUAUGAAUGUAAAUAUGGCAGCUUAAAGUACAAAAUAAUAAUUUUGUAUUUUAAUUUAAUCGGCCGUGUUGACUUAUAAAUUUUUGUACAUUUGUUCUGCUAUUCGUUGUUAUUUAGUUAGAAAAAUAUAGUUAAGGAUAUCUUCCUUAACAUUUAACCAUAAGAAAAACAUUUAUAAUUUCCUACUUUAGUA
Sipha flava (yellow sugarcane aphid) is the source of this 7182-nucleotide messenger RNA. RefSeq names its product histone acetyltransferase p300 (gene nej). Gene Ontology annotation, molecular function: chromatin DNA binding; protein binding; transcription coactivator activity. Bases 831 to 6935 code for a protein of 2034 amino acids. The record is from RefSeq and is a predicted model, not a curated record. The transcript is spliced from 3 exons. Lineage: Eukaryota; Metazoa; Arthropoda; Insecta; Hemiptera; Aphididae. Gene Ontology annotation, biological process: positive regulation of transcription by RNA polymerase II. Gene Ontology annotation, cellular component: histone acetyltransferase complex; transcription regulator complex.